This is a messenger RNA of Puntigrus tetrazona (Sumatra barb), 3118 nucleotides long. RefSeq names its product transmembrane protein 211. The coding region runs from base 415 to 1092 and encodes 225 amino acids. Gene Ontology annotation, cellular component: membrane. The record is from RefSeq and is a predicted model, not a curated record. Lineage: Eukaryota; Metazoa; Chordata; Actinopteri; Cypriniformes; Cyprinidae. The transcript has 3 exons.
CGGCGUGCAGCAGUAAGUUUGUGCCUUCAGUCACUCACUCCUGCAGCGCGCGAGCUGCGACUCAGAGCUGAGGAAGGUGAUGAUGAUGAUGAUGAUGAUGGUGGUGGUGGUGAGAUGUGGGCUGUGAGUAACCAAACAGAGGGGAUUCAGAUAUCACUAGAUAGUGAGCACCUGCUGGUGGCAGUUCUGAGAGCUCGAGCUCUGGGUGUGACGGUUGUCUUUUGUCCUCCACCUGCUUCCUCUCACAUGAACUAACUGGAAUAUGCUUCUCUGUUGAACCGGAUCGCGCUGGAAGUGCGUUUAAUUGAGAAGUUAGUCUGUGUGUCGCCGGCACUCUUAGCGCAUCGGUCACUCAUGUGUUGUGGUGAUUGCUGGCGCUCGUCUAAUGUCACCCCGUGAGUGAGCGCGCUCCAGAUGCACGCGCUGUUUGAUCGGAAUUGGAAAGGGCUGGGAAUCGAUCCGUCUCCGGUCUCGCUGCCCCACGUUGCCGUGAGGAUGUUCAGCUGCGUCGGGUGCUUUUGGGUGCUCCUGUCCUCCGCCCUGGUCGCGAUUUGCAGUUUCAGUUUCAUCUCGCCCGCGUGGAUAGUGAAGGACCAUCUGAAGAACAAGGACUCUGUGAGUUUUGGGCUCCUGUGGCACUGCUCCGAGUCUCUGGAUCAAAUGUACAGAUGUUACACCUUUGGCGGGCUGGGCAAAUUUCAAGAGAUUCCUUCGAGCUCUUGGCAGACGAGUGCAGUGCUGUGUUCAGGUGGAUGUGCUCUUCUGGCCGUCAGCUCCCUGCUGGCCAUCAUCACCAUCUUCCUGCCCAGUGGAGCCUGUGAGAGGAGGAUCUGCACAUUGGCAGGAUACAUGCAGAUGGCUGCAGUGGUCAUUAUGGCAUCUGGUUUACUGGUUUACCCCUUCGGUCUCAACUCCAGCCUGGUCAAGUCUUUCUGCGGAGACUCUGACAUCUACUACGCCGGGGAGUGUCAGAUAGGAUGGGGCUACAUGCUGGCUAUCGUAGGUGUCAUGCUCACUCUCUUCCUGCCCUUUUUCGCCAAGUACGCCCCUAAGGAGCAGCUGUCACCCACCCCACUGCCCACUCUUUUAUAGAGCACUAAAGACCCCCACCUACAAUAUUCAACCUGCUCAGCCGUCAUAAAGAAUUGUUAAAAAGAUCAAAGAUUUGAGGAUGGACAGAUUGCGAAGUCUCAGCUUCAUUAGCCGUGAUUGGUGAUAAUGAUGUCAUGAAGACCAUGUCGCUCUGGAGCAGAACUCAAGACCCUUCAUCCUUUCUAUUGUCAUUGUUUUUAUUUUUUAGCGUCCUCCUUAAUUCGAUAAGGUCUUUUUUUGUCCCAGUCAAUCUGCCAGGUGAAAAAUUUGUUUAAAUGGAUUUUGCUCUUUCUUUUCCUCCUUUCUAAUUUAUUUUCAAGCUCUGUUCUUGAUCGAAGACCUCUAAGGACUAACUACUGAAAACAUCGGACAAUGGUGCAAAUUAGUAUUUUUGAACUUUGAUUUGCAAGGAUCAAAACCAAAAAUAGCAAAUUAAAUGAAAAUUGAGUAUCAAUUUCCAAUACUAUUUUACUAGGACUUGUCAGCAUGCAGUGAAAGGAUGGCAAAAGCAAACGGUAGGCCCUUCUCAAAUGGACAUCUUCAAAUGGAUCAUGGAGUUCAUUGAGAGAAACUAAACUCAAACGUAAUAAAUCUGAAAGUUGGAAAGUUUCGAAGCACCUGAUAUAGUACUUAUUCAAGGACCAACACUGUGGCUUAAGUAAACAUUUUUAUCCUCCGAACAAGUUUAAUUAACAGGCAUCUGUCUGAAUUUUCUUCAUUUUGUUUCUCAUCUGAGGGCCAAUAAGGAACUGUACUGACAAUAUGGACCGGGCCGUUGCUUCAAACUGCCAUGGAUGGACCACAAGCAUGGACUUUUCUCAACUGUACGUGAAAGUGAAAUGAUCCCACAAAGUAAAACCAUUUGUUUUCCCAAACUGAAUGAACAGGAUAUGUUGUGAAGUCUCCUUUUGCGUUCUUUACUGUAACACCUACUAGUACUGAAUUAUUCAGGAUUACACAAAUCAGGAGCAAGGCUGUUCUUAGAUAAAGUUGGGCUUAGUCAACAUUGAGACACUACGUUCUGGAAAAUACCAACUUCUAACCAACUUGUGCCUUUUGACCAUUGCUAAGACUUAAGUACCUUUCAUCAGGUAAUCUACUUCUGAAACAUUUUGUAAAUGCUUUCUUGUUGGAUUAACAUUGUGUGAUUAUUUCUGUACGUCUCCAUCUUUAAUGACGAUUAGUUUUAGCUGAGCGUUUUUAAUGUUGGCGCCUCUUGCCAAGCUGAUGGCUGAUGGUUUUGUUUUAAAGGGGUUGCAAAAAAGAAGAAAACAAUGAAAGCUAAAUUAGUAAGUCAUUGAACAAGACAGGAAGACCAAUUGAGUCCUGAUUUGUCAUGACAGAUUUAUGUAUUUCUGUGGGAAAUUUGCUGUAAUGAUCAAAUUAAGCUAAUGUGCUAAUGCAUUUACACUUGGCACAGCAAUACAGUGAAGCUAAAGCUUCUACUUGGAUCAUUCCAUAUUGCACUUGGCUCACUUUUGCUGUUGUGUUGAUCCAUUUGUGUGUUAUGUGUUCAGACAGGCUAAAACAUUGGCACUCAACUGCCCUCUUUUCGUAGAUUUAACACCAAAUUCUAUUAUGAUAUAGAUGUGCUGACAGCAAAACAAACCCAUUCCCACCGAUAUGUGUGUACUUAUAACUCUUAGGGUAGCUGAGGCUCAGAGGACAGAGCACAACUUUAAACUGGCAUGAGAUGUCAAAUCUAACAGGCCCUUUAAAUGUGUUUAUGCAGGAGUACACUGGCAUUCUCUGAUUGCCUUGAUGGUGAUGGCAACUUGCGUUCUUGAGUUUAUGUAUGUAAAGUCUGACCACUGGUAGAUCUUAGAUCUUGUAGAUUAGUGCUGUGGGUUUCCCACUGUGUUUUGGUUGUAAAUAGUUCUGUAACAUGGCAUCCUGAUGGUUGGUUCCCUUUUGAAAGAUAUAUUUUGCAAUGUUACCUCAUCAUUGUGUUUGUUUAACCUUUGAAAUCUUUAACAAAUUGCUGUUAUGUGUUUCUUCUUUGUAAUAAAGCAUUUCAUAAACUGUC